CUUCCCUCUUCUUUAAAGCGCUAAUUGAAAGUAAAAGGUGGUCCUUUUCAAGAUUUUUGAGAAAUCAAAUAGGUUUUCAUCUUCUUGAAAUUCAUUGGAACUAUUGGUUCUCGGUUAUGUUUAGAGGAGGACGAGAAAAUGAUCCACUGGUGAUUUUGCAUCUGGUAGUGUACCCUCAUAGCAUUGGAAAUUUGAGAACCUGAAGCAGGAGUGAUUGGUUUCGGGGUUUUAGGGCUAGGGCAUGGAGGUUUUGGCAUAUGUUGGUUUGUUACUUUUGUUCUGAUUCUGACGAUUGCUGAGCUGUUACCAUUUUGUUUCUGAAGGCUUCUUGGAGGAAUAGUUGCGAAGAUGAGGCCGGUUUUUGUUGGGAACUUCGAGUACGAUACCCGUCAAUCAGAGCUGGAACGCCUGUUCGCUAAGUAUGGGAGGAUAGAACGCGUUGACAUGAAAUCGGGAACCUCUACUAAGGGAAAAUGUGCUGAGCUCUUUCUUGGCUUGCCAACUUCUCUGCCAAUUUUUUUUGGGAAGGAAACUUCCUGCCUGUCUGCCAUCCUUCCACCCUCAGAUAGCAUCAUCCGCAUUUUCUCACCUGAUCAUCAGUCACUCACUCACCUCAUCGCUUAACAUUGCCAUUUUAUCAGAUUGAUCAUAGUGGGAUCAUCAUUCAAUUUAUUAAGCCAUGCCUACACUGACUGAAAAUAGGGGAUCAAUGAAACACUGUCAUGCAAUGCCAUGCCUACAUCCACUGAAACUAGGGGGUCAAUGAAAUCUAUCAUGCCAUGCCAUGCCUUAUCUUACUGAAUUCACUCGUGCUGUCUGAAUGGAGAAGCAUGCUUUGCAAUGACAAUCCCAGAUCUGAAUUUUGGAUUUAAAUCUUUUAUUGCAAUCAUGAUUUUGUUGCUCAUUGAACGCCUCUACCGCUUCAUGUGCAUCAGCCCUCGCAUAUAUGCAGGUUUUGCGUUUGUGUAUUAUGAGGAUGAGCGUGAUGCAGAAGAUGCCAUUCGAGCAUUAGACAAUUUUCCAUUUGGUUAUGACAAGAGAAGGCUGUCUGUGGAGUGGGCUAGAGGUGAACGUGGUCGUCAUCGAGAUGGGUCUAGAGCAAACCAGAGGCCCACAAAAACAUUAUUUGUGAUUAACUUUGACCCAAUUCGCACUAGAGUUCGUGAUAUAGAAAGACACUUUGAACCAUAUGGAAAAGUUCUUCAUGUUCGGAUUCGUCGGAAUUUUGCUUUUGUGCAAUUUGAAACACAAGAAGAUGCUACUAAAGCUCUUGAGUGUACACAUAUGAGCAAGAUACUGGAUAGGGUGGUUUCAGUGGAGUAUGCUCUGAGGGAUGAUGAUGAGAGGGGCGACAGAUAUUAUGACAGCCCCAGACGAGGGGGCUAUGGAAGAUCACCCAGUCCAGUUACUCGUAGGCGACCAAGUCCUGAUUAUGGUCGUCCGCAUAGCCCUGUGUAUGAUAGGUACAAUGGACCAGCAUAUGACAGACGUCGGAGUCCUGAUUAUGGUAGGCCAAGGAGUCCUGAAUAUGGUAGGCCAAGGAGUCCUGAAUAUGGUAAAUACCGCAGCCGUUCACCAAUCCGAAGGUCCAGGACUUGAAAAUGUCCGAUGAUGUGGAAUGAAGCAGGUUCCGGGGGUUCUCAGUCACUGUGUGUUGGAAUAGGAAGUAGUGCAAUCUGUAGGAAAGUGGACACUUGGCAGAACAAUUUAUGUUUUGCUUUUUGUAUCUAAAAAUUCAGCAUUUGGGGCUAAUCGUGCGUUGAGGACUUGAUAUAUAGCUUGUUCAAAGUAGGUUUGGUUAGUAGAUAUUACUAUUGGGACGUGUUCUGCAUUGACUGGUCUUUAUGAAAAAAGCACAGGUCUUGAACAGUA
Prosopis cineraria is the source of this 1872-nucleotide messenger RNA. RefSeq names its product serine/arginine-rich splicing factor RS31. The record is from RefSeq and is a predicted model, not a curated record. The transcript is spliced from 6 exons. Bases 841 to 1599 code for a protein of 252 amino acids. Gene Ontology annotation, molecular function: RNA binding. Gene Ontology annotation, cellular component: nuclear speck. Gene Ontology annotation, biological process: mRNA splicing, via spliceosome. NCBI's taxonomy places the organism in Eukaryota, Viridiplantae, Streptophyta, Magnoliopsida, Fabales, Fabaceae.